UUUUCAGUAGUCAGUACAGCUCCGGCAGCGGACGGAAAUAACCGCGUCCUGGGCGUCGCGACGCCCGCGCUCGUGUCGAACACAGUGUGUGAUAGUAUGAGUGCGCGAUGCCUUAGGGUGGCCGUCAACUUGUGUAAACCCAAGUUUUUGAAGUUUUAAUUGGUGGCGCAGACAAAGCGAAAGAGUUUCCAUAAUUCAGUGAUCCUGAAUAAGUAAAGCUGUGGCAGAGUGUGUGCUCGUCGUGAGUAACUGUUCCCACCACCCCGUUACCCAGCAGCCGCCUUCGGAGACACAUUAAUGUUGGAACCGGUGCUGGGGCUGCUGCUGUGCGCAGUUUCGCGAUGUGGGAUCCAGUGGGAGCAUGUAUGUGAUAUCUCCGGCAGAUGAAGUAGUAUAUCUGUCAUAUGGUCGAGUCAUAUACAUCCCCUCGUCCCCACCCGCAAGCCGUGUGACCAAACCGAUUAGAACCUCCCUGUCGACCGGAAGUUACACGUCUUACCCCAGUGUCCCUUCAACGAGCACCAGUUCGACGAAGAGCCGCCAAUCGACAGCCAGCGAGCCAGUCUUCAGUCUCAACAAGCUAAAGCCCAGCAGUUCAUCCAAGUCCCUCAACCAGCCCUCCACUAGUCGCGAAAAGUCCCCCAAACCCCCGGUCAGACCGUCGAGAAAAAAGAAGCAGAAAGUCGAAGAGAAACCUUUCGCUCGAAAACAGUCCUUCUCGGACUUCCUGGCAAUCAGUCGGGACAAGUCGCCCAAACCCACCAGUCCGACGCCCGAAAAGUCCCCGAACCUAGCCUUCUUCCGGGGCAAGUCCCCCAGCCCGAAAACUCUAGGUCGCAACCGAACAACCCUAGAUUUCAGUACCCUUUUCUCUAGAGAGCCCAGUCCAGGCCACCUCUCGGUCAAAAGCCUCAACAACGUGGAUAACGGCUCCAAAUUGUCGGCGAAAAGAGUGACACCAGAAAAGUCGUCGCCCACCAAGAGAAGAACGUUUUUCGGAAGUGUUCGCAUCAAGAAGGUGCCCGAAGUCAUCGAGAAGAUGGCGGGGCACGAUUCGGCCUUGAAAGAUCUAAUGCAUCCCGGAUACAACGAACACCUCAAGACACACAACGGGGUCACGUUCAAACUAGUACGAACCGUAUCGGAUUUCACACAACAGUUGGGUCAGAUGUACGAACAGCAUGCCGAAGAAUUACAAAUGUUGGUCGCGAACUUCCGUAAAAGAAACGGCGAACUGAGGAAAGAAAGGCCGGCGUGUCCAAGUUCGUUGUUCCACACAUGGGAGACGCUGCUUCAAGAGGUGGAAAUUGAUUCUCAAGCUCUUGGCGAUAUCGCGUCGAUCUUGGGGAGGCAGGUGUCACGGCCGCUUCUAGAGAGGUCCUUCCACAGAAAGAUACAGUCCAGGAAAGUGUUCACACACCGGGAAAGCUAUGAGACGAUCAUAGCCAAGACGGAAGAAAAACUGGUUAAGUGCCGACAAGAAUACAAGAAUGCGUACUUGUCCUACCUCUCCGGGCCCACCACCGAGAGUCUCAGCUCGUACUUCAACACCCACAACGCGUACGUCCAGCAGCUGCACGCGACCAACGGCAUGUUGGAAGAAUACGGGAAGGAGACUCUGCCUUCGCUCCUGCAGGAGUUGGAAGAAAUUUAUACGGAUUUGUGUGCGGCGGUUUCGGAAGCUGUCCUUCAAGGCGCCGAAGUGGUUGGUUCUAGGGCAAUGGAACAGUGCAGGAGGUACGAAGGCCUCGUUUCGCAAUGCAAAUCCGUCUCAGGAUCGUCGGAUUUGGCCCACUUAUCGCGAUCUUUACCCACUCCUACAGGCCGUCCUCCCGUCCUUAAGAGGCCGUUCGUUCCACCUCAACCGCCUCCACCUCCGGAUCCCGUUGACGGCGAACCGCAGGACAUGCAAAACGAUAACAUCCCGCCGCCACUCAAGGACGAACUCGUGAUAGAUCGACUAUCAGCCGUUCAAGUCAAGCCUUCUCAUGACGUCUUGAGAAAGGAAGCGGCUGACUUGGAGGCGCAAAUCAGACAGAUUCAAGACGCCCUGGAAACUUUAGUGAGGAUCCAGCAACGAUCGGUCGAGGCGGCGCUCUACAAUAAAGCCAACGAACUCCAGGAGGACAUCUCGAUGAAGAGGUUCGAUCUGAGGGUGGCGCAGAUACACCUCAGCGCGAUUAAUGCUCAGAAAGAACUUUUCACCCAUAAACUCGAAGGCGAUACCGGUCGGGAAAGAAAAAUGUCUUCGGCGUCGACGGCAAGCAUGAAAAAUAAAUGGCUGAAAGCUUUUAAGAGUUUAAAAACUCCACCUCCAGAAAACACGGAGAAAAAAAACCAAAUGUACCAUGCAGUUUCUACGAUAAUUGCAAUGAGGAAAAACGGCUCCGCUGCCACCAGGGAGCUGCUGAAAGGAGACCCAGAUGCUCAUAACUUUCAAGAGUAUACAUACAAGAAAAUUACGCCCUGCGAUGUAUGCUCGCAAGUGUUAAGGGGGCACACGAGACAGGGUUUGAAAUGUAGAAUAUGCAAGAUGAACGUCCACCUCGACUGUCAGGACAAAGCAUCCAAGUGUCAAACGAAAGCCAGGCUGUUGAGGAGGCAAAAGUCGACGUCUGAAAUCGAGACCCGUAUCCAGGACGGUGCCGGCGAAGACGAAAAGAGUCCGGAAGUGGAUCAAAUAUACCAAGUGUUGAAGCAGGCGACGGAAAUUUCGAAUAGCAAGCCACGCGUUAACGUGGAGCCCGCUCCACCCGGUAUAACGGUGGACAGAUCCGCCAGCUCGAAUCCGGGGAGUUCGGGCAGCUCCGGGCAAAGCCUUAACCGUAGGCCGGGCCCUCCGACUCAGCCUUCUAGGGCUAUCGGCUCCAGCUUAGCCGUUAUCAAUCCUGCUCCUUGCUCCACUAGCUCAGCUCCCCAUUCGCCACGCCGCCAAAAAUUGAACUUGAGAAUGAAGAGUUUGUCCUUGGAUUCCCCCGAGAGCACCGAACACGUUCAAAGGAGAAAACACCACGGGGCGAACGUGGCGAGCGACCCUCACUCUAAUCAGAGCUCAUCGUCGAGAAUCCAGUCUCCUUCGAGUCCGGUCCACAACCGUCGACUGCUCUCAGCGAAGAACAUCCGCAUGUCUUCUGUAGAACUCCCCGACGAGAACGACAAGAGUCCUUCUUCUGCGAGUACUUCGCCCUGUCCGAGUCCGGUGGGCGGAAAAAAGUCUCAUCGUCUGUUGCCCACGAACUUGUACGUGGUGCUUUACAACUUCAAGUCUCGACAUCAAGACGAACUUGACCUGAAGGCUGGUUACAAAGUCACUGUAAUUGACACUUCGGAUCCGGAUUGGUGGAAGGGGAAAUGCCUUGGAAGGGUUGGCUUCUUCCCGUCUAAGUACGUCUCGAAAUUAUCACCGGGGGAGAAACCGCUGCAGGUGACCCACAACCUUCAAGUAUCAGACGGUGACAACGGCCUGAUGCUGUUAAGGGACCAAAUAGUAAUUCAAAUAGGUGAAGAACUGGAUGGUAUGGUGAUGAUCCGUUCCGGUGACAACCGUCAAGGCGUCUGCCCCGUCAAGUUCCUCCAAGAAGUGUGACAUCGUAGCGAAGUAGCCUGUCAAGCCACCUACACUUGCAACUGUCAGUCAAAACCUCCCGCCGCCAACACCCUAAAAAAGAUCUACUAUCCUAACCCCGCAAAAAUCAUGAUUCAGAACAACAUCCUCCUGACCAAGCAAAACAACAAAAAGAACAUCAACGCCGGAAGCAUCUUACAAUACUACUACAACAACUUCAACAAGAACACGUCGAAACAAACAAAUGUGUACAAUAACAACGUCUUGCAGAGGCGUCGAAACGAGUUGGCUUUUCUCCACGGCAAGGCUCCCUUUUCCUCGACGAAGCGUCCUUUGUCGAUCCGGUUAUCCACACCUAAACACAUGGUGAACUUCUUCAGUAAGUCCUUUCGUUCCGAUUCCCAGAAGCGUCCGCUUUUGCUGCAGAACACCAAUUCUUACCCCGUCAACCCUAAUUUCAAGAUAAUACCUAAUAAGAACGGUCUUAAGAUUUCGUCGAUAUACACCAUCAGCGACAAUGUCGACAAGUUUAAUUUGUACCGAAAAAAUUUGUACAUCUCAUCGAAUAGUAGGCCUCUUUUUGUGAGAAAGUGAGGGAGUAGUUUCACCUAUUUUUGUAAAUGUUACCUUUAAAUACAUGUGAUCAAAAUAUAUCAGCACGUCCUCGUAAUCUUAUGAGCACUUUACCGAGUUUCUUUCCCCAGUGAUAAGGUGCGGAUUAUCGGGUUAUUU
Messenger RNA from Zophobas morio, 4297 nucleotides. RefSeq lists its product as uncharacterized. The record is from RefSeq and is a predicted model, not a curated record. Gene Ontology annotation, biological process: positive regulation of voltage-gated calcium channel activity; positive regulation of protein localization to plasma membrane; skeletal muscle contraction. Gene Ontology annotation, cellular component: extrinsic component of cytoplasmic side of plasma membrane. NCBI's taxonomy places the organism in Eukaryota, Metazoa, Arthropoda, Insecta, Coleoptera, Tenebrionidae. Gene Ontology annotation, molecular function: protein binding. The coding region runs from base 362 to 3586 and encodes 1074 amino acids. The transcript has 18 exons.